CAUUGACCUACAUCACACUUUUUUGAAAAAUCUAAAAUAAAGUUCGAUUUUGACAAUUAAGGAAUUUUCUCAUCCACGAAAGUGACACUAUGUGGUUUGUACUAUUAUUUGCAUUCGUCCUUAUUCUACUGAUACUGGUUUUGAUUACGUACUGUCGUUCUGACGUCGAUAGUAACAAAGUUUGUGUCGUCGUUCUUGGGGAUGUUGGAAGGAGUCCACGCAUGCAGUAUCACGCAAUAUCGUUAGCCAAUGAAGACUACUUGGUGGACAUAAUUGGCUAUUCAGGAUCAAAGCCUCCAGAGGAACUUCUAAAUAAUGAGAACAUCAUGCUACAUUUUAUGAGACCACCCCCAGAUAUUGUACAAAAGCUGCCUAAAAUGUUGAUAUAUCUGAGUAAGGUGGUUUGGCAAGCCACAGCUCUACUUUGGCUUUGUAGUAAAACCAGGAGGUACAAACAUAUAAUAUUACAAAACCCCCCAUCAAUUCCAACAAUGGCAGUGAUGCUGCUGGUCAGCUAUAUACAGGGGAGUAAGCUGCUUAUAGACUGGCAUAAUUACGGAUAUACCAUUCUUGCGAUGGCAGUUGGCAGUAAACACCCUUUAGUCAAAAUUGCUAAGUGGUAUGAGCAUAAACUAGGGAAGUUCUCAAAACACAACAUUUGUGUCACCAAUGCUAUGAGGGAAGAUCUCAAAAGCAAUUGGGGAAUAAGUGCUGAAACAGUUUACGAUCGGCCUCCAGAGAAGUUUAAAGAAUGUGACACUUCAGCCAAACAUGAGCUGUUCAUAAAACUUGCUGAGAGUUAUCCAGUCUUUCGGCAUAGAUCUGAUUCCUCAACAUCUACAGCAUUUACAGAGCAGCUUUCCGAUGGUAGCAUUCGGUUAUUGCCCACUAGACCUGCCUUGUUAGUUAGUAGUACAAGUUGGACUGAUGAUGAGGACUUCUCUGUGCUUCUUCAUGCCCUGGAUAGCUAUGAGACAGUAGCAGAGGAUACGGGAGAUCUACCAAAAAUUAUAUGUGCAAUUACAGGUAAGGGGCCUAAUAAGGCAUACUACAAAGCAAUAAUAGAGGAGAAGUUCUGGACGCACAUCCAGGUUGUCACUCCUUGGUUAGAGGCAGAAGACUACCCUAAACUACUUGGUUGUGCUGAUCUAGGGGUAUGUCUCCACAUGUCAUCCAGUGGUCUAGAUCUUCCCAUGAAAGUAGUUGACAUGUUUGGCUGUGGCUUACCAGUUUGUGCAGUACAUUUCAAUUGUUUGGAUGAGUUGGUGCAGCAUGAUAGCAAUGGUUUAGUAUUCCAUAAUGAACAGCAGUUAGCUGAGCAAUUACAGGAUCUCUUGUCAAACUUUCCAAAGCAGCAACAAAAAUUGGAUAAAUAUCGUGAGAAUCUGAAAACAUUCCAGAGUAAAAGAUGGAAGGAAUGUUGGCAGCAGACAGUAUUACCUUUGCUCAAGUCAUAAACGAACAGAAUCUCAAAGAGUAUCUCUCAUUCACAGAAGAGUAUAAUGCCUCGCCAUCAAUUUUAUGGAAAAAAUAUUAAUUUUGAUCAUUUUUCAAUUGAUGCAUUGAAAAUCUAUUUAUGUGUUUGAUAUGUGUAUGAUGUAUUAUUACUCAACUAACUCAAAUUUGCCCCAUCUAUUUAAAUUCACCCCACCUCAAGGCAGAAUCACAUCUAGCAAGUAUUCCAUUCCUGAAGAGUACUCUUGACAACAUUUGUUUCAAUUUUAGAAUA
This is a messenger RNA of Owenia fusiformis, 1729 nucleotides long. NCBI's taxonomy places the organism in Eukaryota, Metazoa, Annelida, Polychaeta, Sabellida, Oweniidae. The record is from the annotation of a GenBank genome assembly.